CGCCGAACGUCUUGAAAAGGUCCUUGUACAAUCAAAUAAUAAUUCAAAUAAAACAACAAUUCAAGCUACAUACGAGUCAGUAUGUCUUAUUAGUUUAUCACUAUUUCCAACAAAGAAUGAUAGGGCUAGAGAAGAAAGAAAUAGAUCUCGUAAUCCAAUUUUAAGGGGAAAAG
Entrophospora candida is the source of this 173-nucleotide messenger RNA. Lineage: Eukaryota; Fungi; Glomeromycota; Glomeromycetes; Entrophosporales; Entrophosporaceae. The record is from the annotation of a GenBank genome assembly.